AUGUUUGAAGAUUGUUUAGGUCUUGAUGAGCGAGAGAGUGUGAGUGAGAUGAGUACAUGGGGCGUGUUUACCAUGCUGUUGCACUGGUGCAAGACUUAUACGGUUGAUAUGGCUGCGUAUUUGGUGGUUAAUGUGUUGUUUGUUCCAUUAAACAUUGCCACAGAUUUAUUCUUCCGUCUAUGUUUACUACCAUUCAAUUUGAUUUUGAAAGUGUUCUUGCUGGAUUCUCACGCAGAUUUGACGAGGAUAUUCAAGAAUCAACUCUCGCUUUGGAAUAAUUAUAUCAUAAUACUGACCACCAUACAAUAUUUACUCGUCGUGCUGAUCUUUACUCUCGUAAUGGGGAUCAUGACAGGUUCAUUCCUAUCCUUAUGCCAUGCUCUGUUUAGGAUACCGAACAUUUACAUCCAUAUCAAUCUCAAUCUUUUCAAAUGGCUCAAUAUCAAACAAUCUUCAAAGACAUCACCAUCAGCUGAUGAUAUAGAUGACCAAGUCUCUGACAAAUCCCCAUCGGCUACUCCCCUAGCAUAUAGAUUCCCUCAUAGGCACACAAAUACAGGGUCUGCCACUAAGAAUGAAAUCAUGCAAAUUGCAUCGAAGCUACCAAGCGAUUUCUUUAAUAGAGAAGAUAUUAAUCAAGAUUUUACGGGCUACCAGACUCCGUUACAUUCAAGGUCUAACUCGAUAUCCAUGUCGGAUUCGUCAAUGACAAUGCUCUUCAACGAUGAUUCGAUGAAUGCCAACACGUUGAGAACAAGUGAAACCACUGUAAUUAACAGGAAACCGAUCUUGAAAAAAGGCUAA
Messenger RNA from Kazachstania africana CBS 2517, 804 nucleotides. RefSeq names its product Ldb16p (gene LDB16). The record is from RefSeq and is a predicted model, not a curated record. Lineage: Eukaryota; Fungi; Ascomycota; Saccharomycetes; Saccharomycetales; Saccharomycetaceae. The transcript has a single exon. Bases 1 to 804 code for a protein of 267 amino acids.